Messenger RNA from Trichoderma citrinoviride, 400 nucleotides. RefSeq lists its product as hypothetical. Gene Ontology annotation, molecular function: tRNA binding; ribosomal large subunit binding. Gene Ontology annotation, cellular component: RQC complex. Lineage: Eukaryota; Fungi; Ascomycota; Sordariomycetes; Hypocreales; Hypocreaceae. The record is from RefSeq and is a predicted model, not a curated record. The transcript has a single exon. The annotation marks the transcript as partial. Gene Ontology annotation, biological process: rescue of stalled cytosolic ribosome; ribosome-associated ubiquitin-dependent protein catabolic process.
AUUGCCCAGAAGUACAAAGACCAGGACGAAGAGGACCGCGCCACGGCGGAAGCUCUGAUAGGAGCAACGGUGGGACGACAGAGGGCUGAAGCAGAGGCCGCGGCGAGAGCGCAGCGCCUGGCCGAGCUGGAAGCGAUGAAGGAGCGCCGACGGGCUCAGCAUGAGCGGAAGCAAAAGGAGGUGGCGGAGCAGGAGGAGCUUCGCCGCGCGAUGCUGAACGAGGGCCUCGACGUGCAAGAGCCGGACGAGGCAGAGAAGGCGACGAACUUGGAUACGCUGGUCGGCACGCCGCUGGCCGGAGACGAGAUCCUGGAGGUGAUUCCCGUGUGCGCUCCCUGGAGCGCUCUCGUGCGGUUCAAGUACAAGGUCAAGCUGCAGCCGGGCUCGGUGAAGAAGGGCA